Messenger RNA from Dacryopinax primogenitus, 471 nucleotides. RefSeq lists its product as uncharacterized. Lineage: Eukaryota; Fungi; Basidiomycota; Dacrymycetes; Dacrymycetales; Dacrymycetaceae. The transcript is spliced from 2 exons. The record is from RefSeq and is a predicted model, not a curated record. Bases 1 to 327 code for a protein of 108 amino acids.
AUGUCCGCCCCAGUAACCCUAGCUACCAAAGUGCUCGUAUCUGGGAUAAGCGCCGCUCUAACCUUCUCAGCACUCGACCCCCUCCUCUCCGGGCUUGCAGACCGGACCGCGCAAGCAGUGACCCGACCAGCAGCCGCACAUUUUCCUACCGGUCAAGCACAAGCACAGGCACAAGCACAGGCACAAGCACAGGCACAAGCACAGGCACAGGCGCAGGCGCAGGUGCAGGCGGGGUCAGGGCAAAGGGGCGGGACGGGGAGGGGGAUGACAUUCGAGGAAGAGGUCGAGCAUUUCGUUAAGCCUGAUAUGGUUGGGUGGAGGUUUUGAAGUCCCGAACUGGGGAAGGCUGUACAGUAUCGGUACCAGUAUCAGUAUCAGUAUCAGUACUGCUCUGUUUGUACUUGCGUCAAGCGUUGUUGUACUUUCUUUCGUCUUCUUACUACUGCACCUCUACCUGACAUACAUGUAGUU